AGCUGUUGCUGCUUAUGGUCAAAACCAAAACAAAAAAUAAAAAUUUUAUUAAAAUUAAAAUAAAUAAAAAACAGGAGCGAGCGUCAUUGUGUCAAAAGGUAGCUCUCGAUUUUCCUACGAUCGGUACCUUUCUUUCAUGCACCGAUCAUUCUCAUUACAAAAUCGAAUUCUUCUAGGGUUCUGAUAAAUCCUCAAUCAUCAUUGUGUAUUGAAUUAGUUUCUGGUGAACUCUGUGAUCCAUGAAGAUGGAUUUAAGGUCCGGUUACAAGGGGGUUGUUGGGCUUGUUUUCGGCAACGAGAGUUCUUCAGAUGCAGAUAGCUAUGUUGAGCGGUUGCUUGACCGGAUAAGCAAUGGUAAACUAGGAGAUGAUAGAAGAAAUGCUAUUAUUGAGCUUCAGGCUGUUGUCUCAGAAAAUCAGGCUUCCCAGUUAGCAUUUGGCGCCAUGGGUAUACUUAAACGAAUUUUUAUUAGUUAAGAUUACAUUGAAUUGUCCAUGAAGGUUCGUGGUGCCCUGGAAACUCUAGUAAGUGCACUGACUCCCAUUAAUCAUGGAAAAGGGUCAAGUAAUGAAGUUCAGCCAGCCUUGAUGAACACUGAUUUACUUUCUAGAGAAGCAGACAGUAUCUCUCUCCUUCUAAGUCUGUUGGAAGAGGAUGAUUUCUAUGUGCGAUACUAUACUUUGCAACUGCUGACUGCCCUUCUCACUAAUUCUCCACAGAGGUUGCAGGAAGCUAUAUUGACCAUCCCUCGUGGAAUAACACGGCUAAUGGAUAUGCUCAUGGAUCGCGAGGUAAUAAGGAACGAGGCCCUAUUGCUUCUUACUCACUUGACGCGUGAAGCUGAGGAGAUUCAAAAGAUUAUCGUCUUUGAAGGUGCAUUUGAGAAGAUUUUCAGUAUCAUAAGAGAGGAGGGAAAUUCAGAUGGUGGAGUUGUUGUACAGGACUGCCUUGAAUUGUUGAACAACUUGCUUCGUAACAAUGCAUCCAAUCAGGUACUGUUAAGAGAGACCAUAGGACUUGAUUCAUUGAUAUCAAUUUUGAAGCUGAGAGGAAGUGCUUUCUCUUUUACUCAACAGAAGACAAUCAAUCUGCUCAGUGCAUUAGAAACCAUUAGACUGCUUAUAAAGGGUUCCGAGGCUGAUACUGGGAAAGACAUGAAUAAACAGGCAAAUAAGGCAAAUUUGGUUCAGAAAAAGCUAUUGGACCAUCUUUUGAUAUUAAGUAUUGAAAGCCAGUGGGCACCUGUUGCAGUUCGAUGUGCGGCAAUGCAAUGUAUUGGUGAUCUGAUUAUUGGAGAUUCAAAGAAUCGUGAUCUUCUUGCUAGCAAAAUUCUUGGAGAGGAGCCACAAGUUGAGCCUGCUCUAAAUUCUAUACUUAGAAUCAUUUUGAGGACUUCUAGCAUGCAAGAGUUCAUUGCAGCGGAUUAUGUUUUCAAAUGCUUCUGUGAGGUUGGUUAUGCAUAUAGAUUUUUAGUUAAAAGUCUGAUACACGUUUCUUUUCUUUUUCUUUUCUUUUGUUUUUUUAACAUUGAUAUCAAUAUGUCUUUUGGAAGCAUGCUAUUACAUGGUCUCACUUUGGGUGAAAACAGUGGUGAUCUUGAGAUUUGUUGCAGAGCUGCAAGUGUUCUAUCUCAUAUAUUGAAGGACAAUCUCCCUUGCAAGGAAAGGGUUUUACGAAUUGAAAUAGAGCCACCCAUGCAAUCUUUAGGAGCUCCAGAGCCACUACUGCAUCGAAUGGUGAAAUAUUCUGCCCUUGCUUCUUCCAUGAAAGGCAAAGAUGGAAAGUCUAUUACAUCAGCAAACUCUUAUACAGAAGUCAUUAUCUUGAAAUUACUGAUUACCUGGCUAGCAGACUGUCCAAGUGCGGUACAGUGCUUCCUAGAUGCUCGCCCCCACCUUACUUAUCUUCUUGAGCUCGUAUCAAAUUUGUCAGAAACAGUGUGUAUAAGGGGAUUUGCAGCAGUGAUCUUGGGUGAAUGUGUUAUCUAUAAUAAAUCCACUGAUAACGGAAAAGAUGCAUAUGCCAUUGUUGAUGCAAUAAGUCAGAAAGUUGGGCUCAGUUCAUACUUCCUAAAAUUUGACGAGAUGAAGAAGAGCUUUGCUUUUGCCAGUGUGGAAUCAUCUAUGACCCGUAAAUCAUUCGCCAGAUCUUCAGCAGCCAGCAUGGCAGAUAUUGAAGAUGUAGAUGAAAAUGAUUUGUCUGAAAAGAAAUCUCCUGAUCAUCCAAUUCUUUCUUCUGUCUUGGAUUCUUACUUUGUGAAUUUUGUCAAAAAACUGGAGGCAGAUAUUAGAGAACAGAUUGUGGAUGUUUAUAGCCAACCAAAAAUCAAGGUGGCGGUAGUUCCAGCAGAAUUAGAGCAGAAAAGUGGUGAAAGUGACGGCGAGUAUGUAAAGAGGCUGAAAACUUUUGUUGAGAAGCAGUGCUCUGAGAUACAGGAUCUCCUUGUUCGAAAUGCCACUUUGGCUGAGGAUCUGGCUAAGACAAGUGGAGGUAGCAGAAGUUUAGAGUCUGACCAAAGAGUAAGUGGGGCCUCAGAAAGAGUCCAAAUGGAGAAACUCCGAAGAGAAUUCCAAGAAGCAUCUCAAAGGUUGGUGAACCUUCAGGCAGAAAAGGCUAAAGUUGAAUCAGAGGCAGAAAUGUACCGGAAUUUAGCCGGAAAGAUAGAAGCUGAUCUAAGGAGUCUAUCCGACGCCUACAAUAGUCUUGAGCAAUCCAACAUUCAAAUGGAGAAUGAGUUGAAAGCACUUAGGAAAGGUGGGCCCUCAACAUUCCCAGAUGUGGAAGCAAUAAAAGCCGAAGCAAGGGAAGAAGCUCAGAAGGAGAGUGAGGGAGAGCUGAAUGAUCUGCUUGUAUGCCUUGGCCAAGAACAAAGCAAGGUGGAAAGACUUACUGCUAGAUUGCUCGAGUUGGGGGAGGAUGUUGAUAAACUACUUGAAGGCAUUGGCGACGAGGCAGGGGCCGGUGAAGAUGACGAAGAUGAUGAUGAUGAUGAUGCCGAAUAAUAUAUUUCAACUACGCCCUGCUAGCUUCGUGUUACACAUGUCAUGUUGAAUUGUACAGUCUAACACAAUUUGUUGAGAAUGGAGCAGAAGAUAUAUUCCAUGGUUGAAUCUGUUAUGAUUUCUUCAGGACCCUGUUUCUUGCUGGUGUUUUUGCAAUAUCAUUCUCUUUAUUUCUCCCUUUUAGUAUUGGCGAAUCAAAUUUGGAGAAAUAAUUUAAAGUUCAGUAUUUGUAUUCUGUUGAUAUUUUAGAUGAGGACUCUCUUGUUAUUGUAUAUCUAUGAAAAUUAUGUUAUUUAUUAUUUA
Molecule: messenger RNA, 3305 nt
Organism: Arachis duranensis
Lineage: Eukaryota; Viridiplantae; Streptophyta; Magnoliopsida; Fabales; Fabaceae
Product: golgin candidate 6
Biological process (GO): endoplasmic reticulum to Golgi vesicle-mediated transport; vesicle fusion with Golgi apparatus; transcytosis
Cellular component (GO): Golgi membrane; endoplasmic reticulum; Golgi stack
Source: RefSeq, a predicted model, not a curated record